AUGCAUUUUUAUACUCCAGAAAGGUUUUGUGGAGCAUUUGAGUUAGCCUUAAGGGGUCAUGAUGAAAAGGAAAAUUCGGAAAACAGAGGCAUAUUUAAGGAGCUGGUGAAUUUUAGCGCCGAAUUAGACAACGAAUUGAAAGUCCAUAUUCAAAGUGCCAAACUUUUUAAGGGUACCUCAAAAACAACUCAAAACGAGCUUCUUGAGUGCAUGCUAGAUGUUUAUCAUGAAGAAGUUAACAAGGAGAUUGCAAAUUCUCCUUUUGUUGCAGUAAUUGCCGAUGAAACGACGGACGUAGCCUGUGAAUUUCAAUAUUUGUGUAAAGGACAACCAGUUGAGAGAUUUUGGAGAUUUUACGUCCCCGACGGACACGAUGCCAAAUCAAUCGCUGCAUGCGUUUUAAAUGUUGUAAAUCCAUUACUAGAUCAAAAUCCAAACAAAUUAAUAGCUCAAAGCUAUGAUGGUGCGUUUGUUAUAAGUGACAAAAACAGGCUUAAAACUGAGUUACAAGUAUUAUAUCAGAGAGAAGAAUUGAGUACUACUUCUGGAGCUGUACCACUAUCCAUUUUAUUGAACGAGGAAGGAUUAAAUUGUACGUUUCAAGAAACUCUUAAGCUCUUAAGUAUUUUAAUCACUAUACCAAUGUCAACAUCUGAAGCAGAACGCUCUUUUUCAAUGCUGAAACGGAUUAAAACUUUCCUCAGAAACACAAUGAAGGAAGAAAGGCUUAGUGCUUUAGGAAUGCUGUCUGCAGAAAAACAUUUUGUUAGUGGCAUUGAAAAUUUUAAUAAUAAGGUAAUCGAAAACUUUGGUACCAAAAAAGAAAGAAGAAUGGACUUCAUAUAUAGAAAACUUUGA
Molecule: messenger RNA, 858 nt
Organism: Acanthoscelides obtectus
Lineage: Eukaryota; Metazoa; Arthropoda; Insecta; Coleoptera; Chrysomelidae
Source: the annotation of a GenBank genome assembly